Molecule: messenger RNA, 2876 nt
Organism: Cimex lectularius (bed bug)
Lineage: Eukaryota; Metazoa; Arthropoda; Insecta; Hemiptera; Cimicidae
Product: protein cycle
Exons: 16
Coding region: 752-2611 (619 amino acids)
Biological process (GO): regulation of transcription by RNA polymerase II
Cellular component (GO): nucleus; transcription regulator complex; aryl hydrocarbon receptor complex
Molecular function (GO): DNA-binding transcription factor activity, RNA polymerase II-specific; RNA polymerase II cis-regulatory region sequence-specific DNA binding; protein dimerization activity
Source: RefSeq, a predicted model, not a curated record
UAUGUCGGGAGCAAUUUAAAAUUUAGGUCAAUAUCUGCAACAUGAAUAUACCCCGGGAUCGACUAUUAGGUCUUCCUAAUAGGGUAUUAAUGAAAAUGGAUUGUCGGGGGCAUGGCAAGUAUUCACGGCUCUUACGCAAUUGUUUGUGUGUCUAUGUAUUAUCUUCCGUCGUUCUUAUCGUUUUACAGACCGGGCUACAUUUAUUACAGAUCCGCUGACAGAAUCGGCUCGAAAGUAUUGUCGACAGUCGUGUUUCUCGGCUCAAAACUGCCGAACCGGAACGAGGUUUCUGCAUCCAUUGUCAGUUUGUCACCGCUUCCAUGGGCUUUUCCAAAAAAACUUGUCUCGGACGAGAGAAACGGAAAUCUUUUCUCUAAUCUAUGAAAAUAGAUACGCUUCUGUUUUCAAGGUGUUCAAAAUGAUCCCAACCCAAGUGAUUAUGUCUAGAACGUUUCACAAAGCAAACUGGGUCUCAUUCCUGAUAGUGAGGUAAGAGGUAGAAUAGAAACUUGGAUACUACAACCUGGAGGACAAUAUUAUACCAACCAUUCAACACCAUUUCGUUUGAGGCGAGCUGGAAGGUUCAUGGGUUUGGAGGUAGUGGAGAGGGCUUGAGGAGUAAGGCUGAAAGAUUGGCGUGGAACUUGAACAAGUGGGAACGUUUUUUAACAAAGGGAAUGUUAAGGUCAUAGUGAGAAGUUGCUGUUCGAAUUCCGUUUACCUCGGAAGCGGGCAGGUGGCCUCUAGUGAUAUGGCUAUGGAAGUACCCCAAGUAGACAGCACGAGGGAACACCCUCCGAAGAAAAGAAAAGCGACGUCUUCUUAUCAAGGUGGAAGCGAUGAUGAUACAGGCAAUGACAAUAAAUCUUCGCGCACUGACGGGCAUAAAAAGCAAAACCACAGUGAGAUUGAAAAAAGAAGGAGGGAUAAAAUGAAUACAUAUAUCACAGAGUUGUCAGCUAUGAUUCCAAUGUGUCAUGCAGUUUCCCGUAAACUGGACAAAUUAACAGUACUUAGAAUGGCAGUACAGCAUAUGAAAACGAUCAGGGGUGCCGUUCAAUCUUACACCGAUGGAAACUACAAACCUUCAUUUCUUUCCGAUUUACAACUGAAACAACUAAUCAAACAGGCAGCGGAAGGUUUUCUAUUUGUUGUCGGCUGUGACCGAGGAAGAAUUCUUUACGUUUCUGAAUCAGUGACACAGGCAUUAAACUAUUCACAAGCUGAUCUUUUAGGGCAGAAUUGGUUCGACAUCCUUCAUCCAAAGGACGUCGCCAAAGUAAAAGAACAACUUUCUUCUUCACAUCUCAGCCCUAGAGAAAGGUUUAUUGAUGCAAAAACGAUGCUUCCCAUGAAAACAGAAAUUCCUCAACAGGGCUCUAGAUUGAGCCCGGGGGCGAGGAGGUCGUUCUUUUGUAGAAUGAAGUGCAAAACAUCAGGCACACUGAUAAAAGGAGGAGCCGACACAACAACCGAUAUCCAUAGGCGAAAAAAGCAACCAUGUCCCGACAAGAAGUACCGUGAAAUUCAGUGUACAGGAUACUUGAAACCUUGGGCCACGACGAAAAUUGGCUUGGACGAGGACAAAGAAAUGGACGCAGAGGGGGAUGCGUGUAACUUGUCUUGUUUAGUCGCCAUGGGAAGAGUCAUAGCCAUACCACUGCCGCCUUACAUCCCGAUGAAGCACUACCAGCAUCCUUUGAACAUAAGACCUCUCCAGUUCAUCUCCCGUCAUGCGAUGGACGGUAAAUUUCUGUUUGUCGAUCAAAGGGCGACUUUAGUAUUAGGAUUUCUACCCCAAGAGCUUCUCGGUUCCAGUAUGUAUGAAUAUUACCAUAAAGACGACAUCAAUCAUCUUGCAGACACGCAUAAAUUAGCAUUGCAAAGUAAAGAACCCAUUAUGACAAAAGUGUACAAGUUUAGAUGUAAAAACGGAGUUCACGUACACCUACAGAGUGAGUGGAAAUCUUUCAGAAACCCUUGGACCAAAGAAGGCGAACACAUGAUAGCAAAAAAUUCAAGAGUCAUUGUUGAAGGAGAACCUCAGGUAGAGAGCAGUAUUUCAAAUCUUGACGGGACCUGUCAGCCACCUUCAAACUAUGACUUUUAUAAAAACUCACCGAGUAAUGGAGAACUUAACGAGAGAGAAAUGUCCAGGUAUAUAACAUCACAUGUUGAAGCGAGCAAUAUCGGAAGGAAAAUUGCCGAUGAAGUUUUAAAUGAACAAUGUAGGUCUUUGGACUCGUCUAACAUUAGCACACCUUCGCCUGUACCUCCUCAAAACAUUCCAGAGGUGCAUACAACAAAUGCCACCUCACCUAGUCACAUGCUGCAAACUAAUGGUUUUCUGAAAUCCACACAAAAGAACUCUUGCUGUGGCGAAGAUAAUUAUUCUGUAAUUAGAAACAACGUAACCCUGUCCAGCAUAGGCAGUGAAAGAGGGGAUGGAGAUGAAAUGAUGGAAAUGAUAGGUGGUGCUGUCUCACAGCAAGCUGCUCCGACAGACGGCAAUGAUGAAGCUGCUAUGGCUGUGAUAAUGAGUCUACUUGAAGCAGACGCUGGACUCGGCGGCCCGGUCGAUUUCAACGGCCUACCUUGGCCACUUCCUUAGAUUUUUAAUUUAUUUUGUAUUUUUAUACUUCUGUUUAGUUUUUGUUUUUUCAAUCUUUUAAGUUUACAAACUAUAACGGUGGGCAUAGUUACACAUUUGUUUAUUUGUAAAUUUUUUUUUGUAAGAAUUCUUCAAAUAAAUUAUUUUUAAUAUCAGCAACCCCUAUUGUUUUGUAAAUAAUGUAACGACAUAUUGCAAGAAAUUUAUUCCUUUUGUAUCUUUAAAAUAUUGUAAAAAUCAUACAAUUAAUUAAGGUUUUUAGUUG